UCAUCUGAUUGUGAAUGAUGUAACUUCAUUUCACUAUUAUGGCAAUUGUGUGUGACAAAAAUGUAACUCAUGUGCAAUAUAAGGAGAACAAGAAGUGAUGUAGCUCCUGAAAAUGAAACUCAGCAUACAGAACAUCACAAUGAAACUGCAAGGAUACUGAACACAGAAGAACCGAUUCUAAGGCUAGAAUAUCAUCAGCCAACAACAAGCAAAAAAAGAAAAGCAGCCCCAAAAAAGAAGAAAGCAGAAUCUGAAGAAUCAGACGAUGAAUAUGAAGAAGUGGAGACAAGCAACAGGCCGCCUUCUGUAAAUCUAAGAACAAGAGUAGGACCAGCCCCUUUCAUAAAGUUGAUUAACCAAUUAGAUGAAAGAAAAAAAGCAGCAGUUGAAAGGAUUGGAUUUGGGGGAUUACUGCAUUUAAACUUUGACAGAUUCUGUGGAGAUUUGGUUGCGUUUUUGUUGAAGAACUUUAGACCAAUUUCAGGACAGCUACAACUUGCCAAUGGUGAGCUGCUAGAUAUUGAAGAUGAAGAUGUCAAAGCUGUAUUUGGUCUGCCAAAGGGAAAGAUAGAAGUUCAAGAAGCGAAUGCGAAGAAUGAAACUGAAGAGUAUACCCAACUGCUAAAAGAAUGGAGAGAAGAAUGGGGGAUUGAUAAAGGAAGCACUCAAACAUAAAAAAUGAUUGAAAAAAUAGUUGCAGAUACUGACUCUGGAGACAGAUUCAUCAGAAACUUUGUGGUCUUUACAGUCUCUUGCCUGAUCAGAGGAAACCAGAGUGUUAACAGCAAUUUUAAAAUAUUGAUGUCUUUGGUUAAUGUAGCUGAUAUACCAAACAUGAAUUGGUGCAACUACACAAUAAGAUCGUUGAUGGAUGCAGGCGAGGAAUGGCAAACUAAUCAAUCAAAGAUGUUCAGUGGACCAUUACUGUUUCUAAUGAUAUGUUACUUUGACCGAGUACAAUUCAAAGGCCAAAUUAUGUAGAGUGCUUAUCCAACCAUUAGAAUCUGGGACAAGGAGAGAAUUGACAAAAGAGUCAAAGAUGAGAGAAAGGUGGGCUUUGGUCUGGGAAAGGUGACAAAGCGAAUAAUAACAGUCGAAGAGGAAGACAAAGAUGAAGAGGAAGCAGGAAAAGAAGAUGAAGAAAAUGAAGAUGCUGAAAUGUUGUCAAAGGAGGAUUGUGUGAAGGAGAUUAUAGCUGUGGCACAAAAGUUUAGUGAUGCUUUUGUGGAAUUCUCAAAGUUGCCGUCAACCAUUGCAAAAAAGUUCCCAAAUUCUGAUAUCUUGAAGAAGAUAUACUUGACCACAGCUGAUUACUUCAUCAAUCAAGCAAAUGGAAAUCAAGCAAAAGGAACUCAACGAUUAUCAGAGAAGUGUGUCCUUGAGGAAGAUGAUGACUUCUUUAAUGAGCCUGGAGUUAUGGAAGCCCUUGAGAAACUAGAGAAAGCAGCAUUCCUGAAAUUUUCAAUGCCUUCAUUUGACAUAGGAAUUGAGUUUAACAUGUCACAGGGUGAAGGCACAUCAAAAGUGGAUGUAGAAGCUGCGAAGACUGAAACUGCUCCUGAUGUACAAGAUGUGAUGACUGAAACUGUUGAUGGAGUGGAAGAUGUGAUGAUUGAAACCAUUGCUGGAAUGACUGAAACUGUUUCUGUUGAUGGAGAAGUGAAUGGUAAUGUUGAAGUGGCUGAAGUGGCUCAAAUGGCUGUUGAGGAAGAAGUGACUGGAGAUGAUGGAGAAGUAAACAAGGAAAUUGAUAAUAAGUCAGAGAGUGUUGGUCUAAAGCCAUAUACCAGAAAGAGAAAGCUUCGAAAGUUAGGUGAUUCAAUUGUCAAUUACAUAUCACCUUUUCUGAAGAAUAAUAGAAGGCUAUGCAAGGAAUUUAGCAGAGAUGAAAAGAUUGUUCUUGAUUGGGGAUUCUCAAAAGAAGUUGAAAAAGACUGUGUCUAUAUAGAUGAGGAAGGUGUGUUUAUAACUCAUGAAGAAAUUCAGACACUUCAAGAAGGAAAUGUAGACAACUCAAUAAUUGAUGCAUUCACUAAGAUUAUGAAUGACAGAGAAGAAUCAAAUAAGUCUACAAAGCGUGCCUUCAUUGCGUCAACCCAAGUAUAUGCAAUGUUUGAUUUUGCAUCUGGUGACCCAAUAGAAAAUAUGGUUGAUAGAUUGCAAAAAGAAAUAAAUGAUGCUGCAGCAGAUGUCACAAAAUUAGAUAUGAUACUGUUUCCCAUUCACAAUCAUGAGCACUAUUAUAUCUACUGCUUUUACACAACAAACAACAUUGUUGAUGUAAUUGACAACCGGAUGCUUCCAGAUGGGGUGAGCGUUGAGGACAAAUAUGGCAAAACUUUGAAAAAAAUGCAUGAAGGAUUCAAAGCCUUCUGUGAGAAAGUGCAGAUUUCAAGCACAACAAGUUGGGUCCCCAGAAUCUUAUACAUGCCAUGGAGACAUAAUAGCAAUCACGUUGACUGUGGAGUAUAUACUUUGCGUCACUUGGAGACGUUUCGUGGGCAAGGACAUGUAUGGGAUUCUGGAUUUGCAACUGCUGCCACAAAUGAUGGAAUAAAAGCUCAAAGUGAAACAAUCCAAAAGAUGAGAGUGAUGUAUGCAGCUCAAGUUUUACUGUCAAAAUUUAACAAAGAAAGGGAAAACAUAUUGAAAAAAGCAAAAGACUACUUGAAGAUGUAAUUAAUUAAUAUGAUGGGGUUACAGUCAAAACAUUUCAUGGUUUUAUGGAGGGUGUGGUGGUAUGCGUUAUGCUGUAGUUAUCUGUUUGUAUGCAGUAGCUUGUAAUGCAGUGGUAUGGGUUUUAGACAUUUCUUGGUUUUAUGCAGUAGCUUGUAAUGCACCUCAAAAGUUAUCUGUUUAGUAUGUGGAAAACUUAUAUGUUGGAUUAUGAUAAGUUGAUGUAAAAUAGUUUGUUUUAUAUGUUU
Cuscuta europaea is the source of this 2924-nucleotide messenger RNA. NCBI's taxonomy places the organism in Eukaryota, Viridiplantae, Streptophyta, Magnoliopsida, Solanales, Convolvulaceae. The record is from the annotation of a GenBank genome assembly.